CACAAUCACCACAAUCACCACAAUCAUACAUCUCGGACAACAAACUCACAUAAACCAACAAGUCACCCCUUUAAAUCAUUCAUAAUGAAGUUCACUCUCGUUGUCGCCCUCCUCGUCUCCGCCGUUGCGGCCAUGCCCGCUGCGGCUGACAACGCCAACGCCGAAGUCGAGGUAGCCGGCGACAGCCUCCAGGCCAUGAACUGCGGCUCCGGCCUCUGCCGUGGCAUCCAGGACAGCAGUCUCUGCAACAACCGGUGCCAGAACUGCAGCGGCCCUAGCGGCCCGUACUCUCGUGGAGAGUGCGGCGGCUUCCUCUGGCAGACUUGCCGCUGCUUCUACUAAACAUCUUUUCACGUCUCGUGUGUCGUGUGUCGUGGAAUGAAUGGCAGGAAGCAACCUGGUGGGGGCUGCCCAAUACUUUGGGGAAAAUGGUGACAUGUCAAGGGGAUAAGAUAGGACUUGCUCCUUAGAGUCAACAAUAUAAGGAACAUGCCACCGAA
This is a messenger RNA of Sodiomyces alkalinus F11, 500 nucleotides long. RefSeq lists its product as hypothetical. NCBI's taxonomy places the organism in Eukaryota, Fungi, Ascomycota, Sordariomycetes, Glomerellales, Plectosphaerellaceae. The transcript is spliced from 3 exons. The record is from RefSeq and is a predicted model, not a curated record. Bases 85 to 342 code for a protein of 85 amino acids.